UCUUUUGCCAAAGAUUCAGAAAGGAGAAAGACACUAGUAAACUACUCCAAAGCCCAAACAAUAAGAUGCUUAACUACAACAAAGGCCCGACCAAUAAACAAAAAUGGAAGCUUUGAGAAAUAAACAUCAUUUUUUCUCUCCUCUCUCACAAAUUUGAAGCUGUGAGAAACUCAACAAUGGAGGAAGACAAAGCAGCGGCAUACUACGACGAGUUAACUCGGAAAGGAAGUGGCGCUGCCCGAUUUAAGCAAGGACUCGGUUUCUCCUCCGCCGAAACUUCCGACGAACCUCCAUUAAAGGGUUCAGCUUUACCUUCAUCUUCAUCAUUUCUCAGUAAUUUCGUCAAAGCGUCGGGACCCACCAAGGAAAUAUUGGAGGAUAAGAAAACCCAGAUUGAGAAUAUUCAAAAUAAGCUCAAAAAAAGGGGACCCACAUCCUCCAUUGAUGCCCCUUCUGAAGAAACUAGGGUUAGGGUUAGGGAUAGAAGGAGAAGUAGGAGCAGAGAGAGAGAUAGAGAUAGAGGAAAGGAAAAAGAUAGAAGGAAAGAUAAGGAUUUGAGGAGAGAGAGGAGUAGGAGUAGGAGUAGGGAGGGCAGGAGGAGGAAGAGUGGUAGAGGGUCUGAUGAGGACGGAGAGAGAUUAAGAAGGCGGUAUCGGUCAUCGAGUAGAGAAGGAAGGAAGGAGAGAGGUGGGGAGAGGAGGAGGAGGAGGAGUAGGUCUAGGAGUUAUUCUGAUGGGGAGAGAAGGAGAGGGAGAAAUAAGGGAAGAAGUAGGAGUAGGAGUGUUUCGCCAAGGGAUCGAAGGCGGUCGGAACAAGGAAGAGAAGGUGGUGGUGGGAAAGAAAGGAGAGUGGUGAAGAAGGAGGGUAAUGGUGCAGCUGAUUAUGCUAAGUUGAUUGAUGGGUAUGAUAAGAUGACACCUGCAGAAAGAGUCAAAGCUAAGAUGAAACUUCAGCUUUCACAAACAGCUGAAAAAGAUACUAAGAUGGGCACUGGCUCACAGUGGGAGCGGUUUGACUUCAAUAAAGAUGCUCCUCUGGAUGAUAAGGAAGUAGAAGCUGCUGAUGAUGACGCAGCACUGCUCAAACAUAUUGGCAAAACCUUUCGGUUUACUUCUCUUGAGACAAAGAGAGAGGAUGAAGUUAAGAAUGCUCAUGAUGAAGCCAUGUUUGGAGUGCCAGCACCUCAACCUGAUCCGUCCUCUGCAUCGGAAAGUGAAGAAGAGAGAGGAAAUGAGAAUGAAAACAAAGAGACUAAUGAUGAUGACCGCGCCAGCAGUUUCAUGAAUGAAAAGAUUCUUCUGAAGCAACAAGGCUCUUGGCGAGAUCGUGCUCGUAGAAAUGCUGGCUGAUUUCUGGCUAACACGGUCGAACACAGUUACAACAAAUCCUUUGGUAAAGUUCCUCUGAGGAACUUCUUGUGGAACCAAUACACAAGUUGGUUCAGCAAAUUUUGUUGCAAUCGCUAUGAGAGUUCUGUAAUAUGUACCAUAACAAUCUGAAUGGCUAAAAGUCGAACAAGUCGAUUCUUCAUUGUAAAGUCAUUUUGUAAUGAAAUGGUUAAUGUUAUAAUUUAGGCCUUGUUUGGUUGUAUAUAGGAAGUCAUACUUCCUAUGAAGUUGUUUUUCCCAUGUAUUUGAAAUUCGUAGGAAGUGUAAAAUUGUGUUUGGUUGAUAAUGGGAAGUAGAAUUUACUAUGGGAAGUUCUACUUACCUAGGGGGACCUAGGUAAGUAACUUCCUCCAUUUUGGAGGAAGUAGAACUUCCUAGGAAGUGCAAAUUCCCAUGAUUUUGCUAACCAAACAACUUCAUAUACUUCUACUUCCUAGGAAUUUGCACUUCCCAUGAUUUGUUUUGUCAACCAAACAAGGCCUUAUAUGCUGAUAGUUUAGUACCAUUCUAUUAAUAGCACUUGAUCUUUUUGAGGGGUUGGUCAAUCUUCUAUUAUUUCAUCAAUUAUAUAUAAUACUAUGUGGUAAAUUUACUUAAA
Beta vulgaris subsp. vulgaris (sugar beet) is the source of this 1986-nucleotide messenger RNA. RefSeq lists its product as uncharacterized. Gene Ontology annotation, biological process: alternative mRNA splicing, via spliceosome. The coding region runs from base 177 to 1349 and encodes 390 amino acids. The transcript has 6 exons. The record is from RefSeq and is a predicted model, not a curated record. NCBI's taxonomy places the organism in Eukaryota, Viridiplantae, Streptophyta, Magnoliopsida, Caryophyllales, Amaranthaceae. Gene Ontology annotation, cellular component: cytoplasm; nucleus.